CAGUCGGAGGGGGACGAAUGGCGGCAGCGGCAGGAACGACGGCAGCGGCGGCCUACGCCAGCCUGAAGCUGCAUAUAACACCAGAGAAAUUCUAUGUGGAAGCUUGUGAUGAUGGAGCAGAUGAUGUUCUUGCUAUUGAUAGAGUCUCCACGGAAGUCACUCUUACAGUUAAGAAAGAUGUUCCCCCUUCAGCUGUUACAAGGCCUAUAUAUGGUAUUUUGGGAACAAUCCGAUUGGUGGCAGGCACCUAUCUUAUUGUAAUAACAAAAAAGAAAAAAGUAGGUGAGAUUUUCAGUCAUGCAAUCUGGAAAGCAACAGACUUUGACAUCCUAUCCUACAAAAAGACCAUGCUGCACUUAACUGAUAUUCAGUUGCAGGACAAUAAAGUAUUUUUAUCAAUGCUUAGUCAUGUCUUGAGCGUGGAUGGAUUUUACUUCUCAACAACGUACGACCUAACACACACUCUGCAACGGUUAGCCAACACGAGCCCAGAGUUCCAGGAAAUGAGCCUCCUAGAGAGGGCAGAUCCACGGUUUGUAUGGAAUGGACAUCUUCUUAGAGAAUUUGCUGCUCAACCAGAGAUCCAUAGGUUUGCUACGCCUGUGAUGCACGGAUUUAUCACUAUGCAUUCUUGUUCUAUUAAUGGCAAGUGUUUUGACUGGCUGCUUGUUUCCAGAAGAAGCUGUUUCAGGGCUGGUGUACGCUACUAUGUAAGAGGUAUUGAUUCAGAAGGGCAUGCUGCUAACUUUGUUGAAACGGAACAAAUUGUGCAUUACAAGGGGAGCAAAGCAUCGUUUGUUCAGACCCGUGGAUCAAUUCCUUUUUUCUGGUCUCAAAGACCAAACCUCAAGUAUAAACCAAAGCCACAGAUCAGCAAGUCAGUAAAUCAUAUGGAUGGCUUCCAAAGACAUUUUGACUCACAAAUAAUUAGCUAUGGAAAGCAAAUGAUUGUCAACUUGGUUAACCAAAAAGGUUCAGAGAAGCCUCUAGAGCAAACAUUUGCGAAAAUGGUAAACAGCAUGGCAAAUGGAAUGGUCAGAUAUGUAGCAUUUGACUUCCAUAAAGAGUGCAGUCGGAUGAGGUGGGAUCGACUUCAGAUUUUGAUGGAUCAACUAGCAGAACAGCAAGAUGAAUUUAGUUAUUUUCUAGUUGAUUCCGAUGGUAAAAUUGUGACUCAGCAGGAGGGAAUAUUCCGCAGUAACUGCAUGGACUGCCUUGAUCGGACUAAUGUGAUUCAGAGCUUGUUAGCACGUCGAUCUCUUCAAGCCCAGCUUCAGAGGCUAGGUGUUCUGCAUGUUGGACAGAGAAUUGAAGAGCAAGCAGACUUUGAGAAAAUCUACAAAAACGCAUGGGCUGAUAAUGCUAAUGCUUGUGCCAAACAAUAUGCUGGAACUGGUGCCUUAAAGACAGAUUACACAAGAACUGGGAAGAGAACGCAGUGGGGCUUAAUAAUGGAUGGCUGGAACUCAUUAAUACGUUACUACAAAAAUAACUUUUCUGAUGGAUUUAGACAAGAUGCGAUUGAUCUCUUUCUUGGAAAUUAUUCAGUGGAUGAAGUAGAACCUGCUAGUCCUCUACAUGUCAAGAAAGACUGGAAGUUCUUAGCUUUGCCUAUUAUUAUGGUGGUUGCUUUCUCCAUGUGCAUUAUUUGUUUGCUAAUGGCUGGUGAUACAUGGACUGAGACACUGGCCUAUGUGCUUUUCUGGGGAAGUGCAAGCUUUGGAACUUUUGCUAUCAUCCUUUACAAUGGCAAGGAUUUUGUAGAUGCACCCAAGCUGGUCCAGAAAGAGAAGAUGGACUGAAUUUGUGUGUGUGGAAAGCGGCUUGGUACUGAGGAUUCCUCAAGCCACACUUGGAGUCUCUACUAACCUGCUUUCCACACCGAAUAGUGGUCUUUUAACAUUCUUCCUUGGCAGCGUGGGGGUGGGGAGGGGGGAGAAAAUCAUGUCCUUUGGUGGUAGCUUUCAACUGAGACUUGACUUGACAGUCUUAGUUGCAAUGGUCUUUGGAAUAUUGCAUUAGUGGAGGGGGCUCCACUCUUACUGAGGUAAUGUGAAGAUGAAAGCCAGCAUUUUGGUGUCUGGAAUGUUUUAGGGCAUAAUUGGACUGCUUAAGCUCAUAGUCCACCUGGGCUGUUUCAGCUGAAUUUUUGGUUUCUGGCUUGACAGGAGAGAGCUCUGAUGCUGUUCAUGUGUCAGAAGCCCUAGAUGUUGAAGUAUUCAUGAUGGAGCUUCUAAUCGUGGUCUCUGAACAAAUACAGCUUCAUACCAGUAAGAAGUUUAGUUCCAAGACUUACAGCUGGAUCACAUUUGUUGUGAUAAAGUCCAUGUUAAGGAGUCCUUCGUGCAUAUUUGUGUGUAGAUUCUUUUCACUAAAUAUAAAAGAUCUUUGAAUCCUAAUGCUCUACUAAAAUGAGCUUUUUGUCCUGUCUUGUUUAUCUAGGACUGAUGCAAUAUUCCACUAAUCAUUGUUUGGGUGAAAGGAUGGUGUAAUUGGAUGUUCCUGAAGUUGCAAAUAUCUUGCACUGAUUCAAUAUUACAGUCUCCAGAUGAUGAUUCAUUAGUUAGUGAGCUAAAACACAGAAUUUUCUUUCUAAAGGUGUAAAUGAAAUCAAAGAAUGUAAAAAUCCUUUGCAGUGUUUAUUGAACCUUCCUUAUGCUAAAGGUCCAAAGUAUUCCAUUAGUUUAAGAAUGGGUCACAACAUAAAAGGUGAACUUCAUAUUGUUUUGCUAGUCAGCUGCUUCUAUUCUUGGUUAUGUUGAAAUAAUUUAUGAAAGAAGGCAUAACAACCUGAGGAGAAAUCAUUUAGCCUAAACUCCAUGUUUGCACUUGGGAGCAGCAGCUUGCUUUUCAUGCAUGAUAUUGUAACACACUCAUGAGGA
Messenger RNA from Gavia stellata (red-throated loon), 2882 nucleotides. RefSeq names its product SAC1 like phosphatidylinositide phosphatase (gene SACM1L). The record is from RefSeq and is a predicted model, not a curated record. Gene Ontology annotation, molecular function: phosphatidylinositol-4-phosphate phosphatase activity. Bases 18 to 1802 code for a protein of 594 amino acids. The transcript has 20 exons. Gene Ontology annotation, cellular component: endoplasmic reticulum. NCBI's taxonomy places the organism in Eukaryota, Metazoa, Chordata, Aves, Gaviiformes, Gaviidae. Gene Ontology annotation, biological process: phosphatidylinositol dephosphorylation.